Letharia columbiana is the source of this 723-nucleotide messenger RNA. RefSeq lists its product as uncharacterized. NCBI's taxonomy places the organism in Eukaryota, Fungi, Ascomycota, Lecanoromycetes, Lecanorales, Parmeliaceae. The record is from RefSeq and is a predicted model, not a curated record. Bases 1 to 723 code for a protein of 240 amino acids. The transcript has 3 exons.
AUGCCAGCAGAGAUUCUCAAUCGACUCGAGGCCUCUGUACCAGAGAUCGAAGCUUCUUUCGUCAACGAAAAUAUUGGUUCUUCCAUGAAGGCCGACAGUCUGGACCCACUUGAGUCCGAAUUGAGGGCUAUGAAAUUCAUAUGGAAACUGCCCAUCGUCUCCAUCGAUUUCCUUCAUGAAGACGAAAAAUUCUGUGGCAUGUGUGAUCGCAAGUACGAUGACGAAUUCAGAGUUUGCGGACGUAAAGAAUCCCCUUGUUGUCUGCCAUGUGGUCAUAUAGCAGGUCACCAAUGCCUUCGGAAAUACCUUUCUCCCUACGAGUGUGGGUUCACAAAGUGUCCUUUCUGCAAGGUCGAUUUCCCGCAAACGUUCACAGAUCCAGUUGAGCCCACACUGGCUACUAGCGACCUUGCAUGGGUGGAUGUCGAUGACCACGAGGUUUUAGACGAGGGGCUGAGCAGACAGGUAUCGCAACUGUCAAAGGAUUCCGGAGCACCAAGCGAUGAAAUCAAGCGGUACCUCAGCAUCGAUGAGGUCCUUGAGCGCUCUCGAAGCCAAACAGAGGUUAAUAUGGGCACAGAUGUACAAGACUUCGCCACUCAAGCUACCGAUCCAGCGGAGAUCGGAGACGAAGAAUUCCCAAAGAAUCGCAAAAAUGGAGGAGGUCCAAGUCUUGCACGUGCUGCUAUGAAGGCUGUCGAUCUGAUAGCGAAGAAAUUUUAG